AGUACACCGAGGCAAAAAGAUCUCACCAUCACAUCUCCCCUCCGCCCAUGGACGCCGACCUCGACCUGGACGCCCUCCUCGCCUCCUUCGCCGGCGAAUCCGAUCUCCUCGUCCCGUCCCCGCCCGAUGCGGGGGCGGGGUCGCCGGAGUCGGUGACCUCCCGGGCGAGCCCCGCCGGCGGGGAGGCGCUGUCGGAGAUCGAGAGGUUUCUGAUGGACGAGGAGGCGGCGGCGGCGGAAGGGGUGGAGGGCGUCAGCGUGGACGAGUUCUUCGACGCGCUGUUCGACGGAGGGGAGGGGGGCGAGGCUGGGGGCAGCACGGAUGGGGACUCCGGGAGGGUGGAGGAUGUGGUGGAGGUGGUGACCCCGGAGACGGAGGCGGAGGCGGAGGUGGUGGAGACGCCGGAGACGGAGGUGGAUGGCGAUGAUCCUAUCAGCAAGAAGAAGAGGAGGCAAAUGAGGAACAGGGAUUCUGCCAUGAAGUCGAGGGAGAGGAAGAAGUCAUAUGUGAAGGAUUUGGAGACGAAGAACAAGUACCUUGAUGCUGAGUGCCGCCGCCUCAGCUACGCGCUUCAGUGCUGCGUAGCUGAGAACAUGGCACUGCGACAGAGCAUGAUAAAGGAUAGGCCCGUUGGUGCUCCCACAGCCACGCAGGAGUCUGCCGUACUCACCGAAACCCUGCCGUUGGUUUCCCUGCUUUGGCUAGUGAGCAUCGUGUGCCUAUUCCUAAUGCCCGGUCUACCCAACCGAAGUCCGGUGGCUCCAAGGAGCGCCGAAAGAGAACUCGUGAUGGUAGCCGGAAAGCUAAGCAGUGAUAAACCAGAGACUUUGGAGCUUCUGCUUCAUGGAAGGCGGUGCAGGGGCACGAGGGCGAGGAUCAAGCUAGAUACCUCGCCAUUGCAUGCAGCAGCAGCUUGCUAGGCUAGUGAGACCUUCUUUGCAAGUUCCCAGAAUGUAGUGUAAUUAGCAAUGCUUAUUAUGUGUGGUUCUCUUGCCGCCACCGUGGCUUUAUCCAAUAUCCAUGGACCAUGUUUUUUUCUCUC
Molecule: messenger RNA, 1042 nt
Organism: Lolium perenne
Lineage: Eukaryota; Viridiplantae; Streptophyta; Magnoliopsida; Poales; Poaceae
Product: bZIP transcription factor 50
Biological process (GO): regulation of DNA-templated transcription
Molecular function (GO): DNA-binding transcription factor activity
Source: RefSeq, a predicted model, not a curated record